Molecule: messenger RNA, 672 nt
Organism: Eucalyptus grandis
Lineage: Eukaryota; Viridiplantae; Streptophyta; Magnoliopsida; Myrtales; Myrtaceae
Exons: 4
Coding region: 1-672 (223 amino acids)
Source: RefSeq, a predicted model, not a curated record
AUGCCAACCUUUGUCCAGCUCGUCGUCGGCCCCUCGCAACUCCGCACAACUUUGCUGGCCAAUCUCAACAAAGAAGAAGCCUUCCGAGAAGGCCGAAUGCUGAAGGCAGCCCUAAACCUGCCUUGGGCUUUCACCUUGGGAAGGCUUGCCUUCAGCAAAGGCGACACGCUUGUCGCUCUCAGCCUCUCACGAUCUCACCUCCGCCGAUCCAUCCGAGCGGAAGCAAGAUCGCCUUCCUCUAGAUUAGCGCCCCCAUCUUGGUCCCACCAUCCUCGCCACCCUGACGCCGUCGGCCUCGCUGCUCGAGAAGGCUGGGUGCAAGACAUUCGCGGGCCUCCUCGUCUCGACACCGAGGUUGACUCCUCACGGGUGGCAAGCAUGGUGCUCAAGUCCACCCCCGUCGCAAUCUUCACCGUCGAUAGCGUCCUCCUCCUCGCCGAGCUGUUCAGCAAGUCCCCGUCCCCCGCGCCGGUGCUAUCGCUGCGACCCAUCGCUCCUGAAAUCCAGUGGAAGCUAGACCCCCGCGCUCCAGGUCUAUCACCACCACUACCAGUGCUAUUCGCCAGAGAGGAAGUGGAGCGAAAGAGAGAUUUCUGCUCCCUCUCGGACCUUUCUUCACUGAAGCAUCGAGACUCCAAGAACGAGAAUACUCUUCUGCAUACUCUUGAUUGA